Messenger RNA from Prunus avium (sweet cherry), 3469 nucleotides. NCBI's taxonomy places the organism in Eukaryota, Viridiplantae, Streptophyta, Magnoliopsida, Rosales, Rosaceae. The record is from RefSeq and is a predicted model, not a curated record.
CAUGCGUUUUUCUUUAUGUAUUUUUCUCGCGUCGUUCGCUCGAGCUCGCUCUGGUUCUCGCUCAAGCUUCAAGCUCUCUUGGUCCAUCGCUCUCCAUCUCUUUCUUCGUCCCUCUCUCUGUCUACCUCUCUCCUCCUCUCUCUCAUCAGUUCAAACCCUAGAAAUUGGGCAUUUCCAAUAUUAAAGUUUGCAGGAUAUGCUGUAAUUUUGUGUUUCUCCAAGUGCCUGGUUCUUACUGUCCAACUAAAUGAACAUCUGCAGAUGUUGCCUAACUGAAGCAUUUUAGCACAUGUUUGGUAACACAGGAGGUGUUUAAUACAAUUUUUCAGAAAUUGAGCAAGUUGAGCUAGGGUUUUGCUGUGCUGGAGCUGUUGGUGCUGAUAUUGAGAUAUGGAAGCUCUUGCUCCAGCUCCGGCCCCUCAUACACCAAAUGAACCGUUGAACAAUUUGGUGCGUUGGCCAAUAACUGAGGAACUUAGGGAGGCAUUAACUAGGAUGGGUUUAGGAUUCUUUGAACGUUUUAGGUUCCAAAUGAGGUUGGAUUGUACCAUGGUAAACGCUUUGCUACGACACUAUGAUCGUAAUUUAAAGUGUUUUACCUUUAAUGGUUAUUCACUAUAUUUUAGUUUAGUAGAUGUCCUUCUCAUCACUGGUAUGCCGAUUGACGGUAGACCGGUUAUUGGUAGGCUAGGGAAAACCAAAAGUUUAUUUUUAAAUGCUUUUGGUAUCGAUCCUCCUCCACAGUCUUUGGAUGGAGGGAGGAUUAGGCUUAGUUGGUUAAGAGAAAAUUAUAGUAAUAACCCAGUACGUCCAGAUGAGGAUGGGUGGGCAUACUAUCUUAGAGCCUAUGUCAUGUAUGUCAUUGGGUCAUAUCUAAUACCAGAUGACUGCACUGGAUUAGUUUCUGCCCAAUAUUUGGGGCUCUUGGACAAUCUUCAGGAGGUUGGCAGCUAUGCGUGGGGAGCAGCCGCAUGGGCGAGCUUGCACAAUUCUUUGGAUCGAGGAAUCGUAAACGGCUUGGCCUACGCUCUCAUGAUAUUUGCCAUAGAGCAUAUAGAGCCACUACGCAUAGAGGUGAUAGGGGAGAUAGUAGAUCUCCCUAUGGAGUGUCCAUUAAUGGUGCCGUGGUCCCACCUUCUCCACAAACGCUUGAAGGCAAGCACAGUUCCCAAUUCUGGUGCCUAUAUGGAAAUUUUGGGGAAUGCGACGGAUGAAAAUUUCAUACAACAGCCUUAUCAGAGGCUUAGCCAUACUCUUCUAGGGGAGGGUUAUGAGCGUUAUGCCCCUCAGCUGGCUAAGGCAUGCUCAGUCGCGCUCUGCAUCAAUUAUCACACAGUCGUCCCUCACAAACCAAACAACUAUGCUAGGCAGUUUGGUUUUGAGAAUAUUAACCUAGAUUCGAUUCCAGAGCUUCCUGAUGUAGUGGUUGAAGUAAGAAAGAAGGGGCCAAAGAAAGAUUUAAAUCUUGCUGACCACGGGCACUUUCCCCUGUACAUUAACAGCUGGCUUGGCAGGUUUCCUUUGAGAGGGAUGCGGAUAGCUGGUGUGGUAGGUCCUCCAUACGCUGUGGAAUUGCCAGCGCAUGACAUGCCGGUGCAGGCCCUUCAUGACAACCCACCGCAUUCCCCGCAUGACAUGCCUAUGCAGGCCCUGCAUGGCGACACACUGCAGUUCCCGCAUGAUGUGCCUGUGCAUGCCCUUCAUGACGACCCAACGCUGUCCUUGCAUGACAAGCGACUGCAGACCCUGCCUUCACAGCUUGCAUUUUCAGUCAUAGACCCAGCGACAGAGCCCUCCACCUUGCCUAGAGACGAUAUAGAGGAUGAGCAAUACUUCUUUGAUGGCGUGAAGCUCACUGAAGCAGAAGAUCGCGAACUAAGUUACAAGAAACAAAUAUACGAGCUGGUGAAGAAGAGGUCAGAUGAGGUUGAGGAUACCAAUUUAGAAGCAGCAACACAACCAGUCUUCAAUUCAUCGCCUUCCAUAGCUUCCAACUUAGAAUCUGAAGACAACCUGUCAUCACAGUCGCCUCAACUUCAAACCCCAAUUGGUUGGCCUCUUGAUGGCGAGCUCACCCUCAACUGGGUCCAAAACCUCAUGUCCGUCUUCGACUGGGCUUCUAGAAAUCUUGAGCCGACCCAAUUGCCAGACGUGUUUCCUGUUGAGGUUUUUGAUAGCCUAGCCCUCUUUGCCUCCAAGAUCCUCCACAAAGAGGCCAAUUGUGUCACCAUUGACAACUUAGCCCCUGAAUCCACGGUCGUUGUCGUCGGAGACCUUCACGGGCAGUUGCAUGACCUUCUUUUCCUUCUCCAUGAUGCUGGCUUUCCCUCAGAAAAUCGAUUCUUCAUCUUCAAUGGCGAUUAUGUUGACAGAGGUGCUUGGGGUCUCGAAAGUUUCUUAAUUUUGUUAGCUUGGAAAGUGCUCAUGCCAAAGAGGGUGUAUCUUUUGCGAGGAAACCACGAAUCAAAGUAUUGCACUUCUGUUUAUGGUUUUGAGAAGGAAGUGCUGACAAAGUAUGGUGAUAGAGGCAAACACAUGUAUCGUAAAUGUCUUGGGUGCUUUGAAGGUCUUCCCUUGGCUUCCCUAGUUGGUAAACACGUGUACACUGCACAUGGAGGUCUUUUCCGCCACAUGCCUGCUAUCUCCAAGAAAUCAAAGGGAAAGAAGAGUCGGAGAGCUUUCAAUCCUGAACCUAGUUCGUUAUCUCUAGGCUCUAUUGAAGAACUGAAUAAGGCUCGAAGAUCAGUUCUUGAUCCUCCAUGGGAAGGUCCCAACGUGAUUCCUGGUGAUGUGCUGUGGUCGGAUCCCUCAAUGUCUCCCGGCCUGUCUCCAAAUAUAGAGAGAGGCAUUGGGCUGCUUUGGGGUCCUGAUUGCACUGAGGAUUUUCUCAAGACUUGUGAACUUAAAUUGAUUAUUAGAUCACACGAAGGUCCCGAUGCACGAGAAAAGAGGCCAGGUCUUGGUGGAAUGGAUGAAGGGUACACCAUCGAUCACAUUGUGGAGUCAGGAAAGCUCAUCACUUUGUUUAGUGCUCCAGAUUACCCACAAUUUCAGAGCACAGAGGAGAGGUACAAAAAUAAAGGGGCUUACAUUAUCUUGGAACCCCCUAAUUUCGAUGAUCCUGUAUUUCAUAGUUUCGAAGCAAUUACUCCAAGACCAAGGGCUAAUCCCUUUUACAAUUUUGAAGAAGUGAUUGAUUCUGAUGAAGAGUUGGACUUGGCAUCAAUGGUGAUCAGUCCGUGAAGCAAUGUCAAAGAAAAUGCCUCGUGGAGAAGGGUGCGCACAACAGGAUUGAGAACUUGAAGAUAAUUGUAGAUAUCACUUUGACUGGUGGUUUGUUGGUUGGGGAUGGUAGAGCAAAAGGAGACGAAAUUCUACUAAAAUACUUAUGUUGAAUAAUUAGCAUACAUUGAGCACCUCUGAUAAGAUAGAUAGCAUUGAAUCAACUAUGUUGCACCUCUUAAUCAAA